AUGCAAAACAGCCGACGGUGGCCGCUGUAUCCCCGGAUCUCCAAGACCCGUGAGAACUUGGGCCCGAGUCUCCUCAAGGACCACGACAUCCCAGCGUUCCACAGAGGACCACGACAUCCCAGCGUUCCUCAGAGGACCACGACAUCCCAGCGUUCCACAGAGGACCACGACAUCCCAGCGUUCCACAGAGGACCACGACAUCCCAGCGUUCCUCAGAGGACCACGACAUCCCAGCGUUCCACAGAGGACCACGACAUCCCAGCGUUCCACAGAGGACCACGACAUCCCAGCGUUCCUCAGAGGACCACGACAUCCCAGCGUUCCACAGAGGACCACGACAUCCCAGCGUUCCACAGAGGACCACGACAUCCCAGCGUUCCACAGAGGACCACGACAUCCCAGCGUUCCACAGAGGACCACGACAUCCCAGCGUUCCACAGAGGACCACGACAUCCCAGCGUUCCACAGAGGACCACGACAUCCCAGCGUUCCACAGAGGACCACGACAUCCCAGCGUUCCACAGAGGACCACGACAUCCCAGCGUUCCACAGAGGACCACGACAUCCCAGCGUUCCUCAGAGGACCACGACAUCCCAGCGUUCCUCAGAGGACCACGACAUCCCAGCGUUCCACAGAGGACCACGACAUCCCAGCGUUCCACAGAGGACCACGACAUCCCAGCGUUCCUCAGAGGACCACGACAUCCCAGCGUUCCUCAGAGGACCACGACAUCCCAGCGUUCCACAGAGGACCACGACAUCCCAGCGUUCCACAGAGGACCACGACAUCCCAGCGUUCCACAGAGGACCACGACAUCCCAGCGUUCCACAGAGGACCACGACAUCCCAGCGUUCCACAGAGGACCACGACAUCCCAGCGUUCCACAGAGGACCACGACAUCCCAGCGUUCCACAGAGGACCACGACAUCCCAGCGUUCCACAGAGGACCACGACAUCCCAGCGUUCCUCAGAGGACCACGACAUCCCAGCGUUCCACAGAGGACCACGACAUCCCAGCGUUCCACAGAGGACCACGACAUCCCAGCGUUCCACAGAGGACCACGACAUCCCAGCGUUCCACAGAGGACCACGACAUCCCAGCGUUCCUCAGAGGACCACGACAUCCCAGCGUUCCACAGAGGACCACGACAUCCCAGCGUUCCUCAGAGGACCACGACAUCCCAGCGUUCCACAGAGGACCACGACAUCCCAGCGUUCCACAGAGGACCACGACAUCCCAGCGUUCCACAGAGGACCACGACAUCCCAGCGUUCCACAGAGGACCACGACAUCCCAGCGUUCCACAGAGGACCACGACAUCCCAGCGUUCCACAGAGGACCACGACAUCCCAGCGUUCCACAGAGGACCACGACAUCCCAGCGUUCCACAGAGGACCACGACAUCCCAGCGUUCCACAGAGGACCACGACAUCCCAGCGUUCCACAGAGGACCACGACAUCCCAGCGUUCCACAGAGGACCACGACAUCCCAGCGUUCCACAGAGGACCACGACAUCCAGCGUUCCCAGAGGACCACGACAUCCCAGCGUUCCUCAGAGGACCACGACAUCCCAGCGUUCCACAGAGGACCACGACAUCCCAGCGUUCCACAGAGGACCACGACAUCCCAGCGUUCCACAGAGGACCACGACAUCCCAGCGUUCCACAGAGGACCACGACAUCCCAGCGUUCCACAGAGGACCACGACAUCCCAGCGUUCCUCAGAGGACCACGACAUCCCAGCGUUCCACAGAGGACCACGACAUCCCAGCGUUCCUCAGAGGACCACGACAUCCCAGCGUUCCACAGAGGACCACGACAUCCCAGCGUUCCACAGAGGACCACGACAUCCCAGCGUUCCACAGAGGACCACGACAUCCCAGCGUUCCACAGAGGACCACGACAUCCCAGCGUUCCACAGAGGACCACGACAUCCCAGCGUUCCACAGAGGACCACGACAUCCCAGCGUUCCACAGAGGACCACGACAUCCCAGCGUUCCACAGAGGACCACGACAUCCCAGCGUUCCUCAGAGGACCACGACAUCCCAGCGUUCCACAGAGGACCACGACAUCCCAGCGUUCCACAGAGGACCACGACAUCCCAGCGUUCCACAGAGGACCACGACAUCCCAGCGUUCCACAGAGGACCACGACAUCCCAGCGUUCCUCAGAGGACCACGACAUCCCAGCGUUCCACAGAGGACCACGACAUCCCAGCGUUCCACAGAGGACCACGACAUCCCAGCGUUCCACAGAGGACCACGAACAUCCCAGCGUUCCACAGAGGACCACGACAUCCCAGCGUUCCACAGAGGACCACGACAUCCCAGCGUUCCACAGAGGACCACGACAUCCGAGCGUUCCUCAGAGGACCACGACAUCCCAGCGUUCCACAGAGGACCACGACAUCCCAGCGUUCCUCAGAGGACCACGACAUCCCAGCGUUCCACAGAGGACCACGACAUCCCAGCGUUCCUCAGAGGACCACGACAUCCCAGCGUUCCACAGAGGACCACGACAUCCCAGCGUUCCACAGAGGACCACGACAUCCCAGCGUUCCUCAGAGGACCACGACAUCCCAGCGUUCCACAGAGGACCACGACAUCCCAGCGUUCCACAGAGGACCACGACAUCCCAGCGUUCCACAGAGGACCACGACAUCCCAGCGUUCCACAGAGGACCACGACAUCCCAGCGUUCCACAGAGGACCACGACAUCCCAGCGUUCCACAGAGGACCACGACAUCCCAGCGUUCCACAGAGGACACGACAUCCCAGCGUUCCUCAGAGGACCACGACAUCCCAGCGUUCCACAGAGGACCACGACAUCCCAGCGUUCCUCAGAGGACCACGACAUCCCAGCGUUCCACAGAGGACCACGACAUCCCAGCGUUCCACAGAGGACCACGACAUCCCAGCGUUCCACAGAGGACCACGACAUCCCAGCGUUCCACAGAGGACCACGACAUCCCAGCGUUCCACAGAGGACCACGACAUCCCAGCGUUCCACAGAGGACCACGACAUCCCAGCGUUCCACAGAGGACCACGACAUCCCAGCGUUCCACAGAGGACCACGACAUCCCAGCGUUCCUCAGAGGACCACGACAUCCCAGCGUUCCACAGAGGACCACGACAUCCCAGCGUUCCACAGAGGACCACGACAUCCCAGCGUUCCACAGAGGACCACGACAUCCCAGCGUUCCACAGAGGACCACGACAUCCCAGCGUUCCACAGAGGACCACGACAUCCCAGCGUUCCACAGAGGACCACGACAUCCCAGCGUUCCACAGAGGACCACGACAUCCCAGCGUUCCACAGAGGACCACGACAUCCCAGCGUUCCUCAGAGGACCACGACAUCCCAGCGUUCCACAGAGGACCACGACAUCCCAGCGUUCCACAGAGGACCACGACAUCCCAGCGUUCCACAGAGGACCACGACAUCCCAGCGUUCCACAGAGGACCACGACAUCCCAGCGUUCCUCAGAGGACCACGACAUCCCAGCGUUCCACAGAGGACCACGACAUCCCAGCGUUCCUCAGAGGACCACGACAUCCCAGCGUUCCACAGAGGACCACGACAUCCCAGCGUUCCACAGAGGACCACGACAUCCCAGCGUUCCACAGAGGACCACGACAUCCGAGCGUUCCUCAGAGGACCACGACAUCCCAGCGUUCCACAGAGGACCACGACAUCCCAGCGUUCCUCAGAGGACCACGACAUCCCAGCGUUCCACAGAGGACCACGACAUCCCAGCGUUCCUCAGAGGACCACGACAUCCCAGCGUUCCACAGAGGACCACGACAUCCCAGCGUUCCACAGAGGACCACGACAUCCCAGCGUUCCUCAGAGGACCACGACAUCCCAGCGUUCCACAGAGGACCACGACAUCCCAGCGUUCCACAGAGGACCACGACAUCCCAGCGUUCCACAGAGGACCACGACAUCCCAGCGUUCCACAGAGGACCACGACAUCCCAGCGUUCCACAGAGGACCACGACAUCCCAGCGUUCCACAGAGGACCACGACAUCCCAGCGUUCCACAGAGGACCACGACAUCCCAGCGUUCCACAGAGGACCACGACAUCCCAGCGUUCCUCAGAGGACCACGACAUCCCAGCGUUCCACAGAGGACCACGACAUCCCAGCGUUCCACAGAGGACCACGACAUCCCAGCGUUCCACAGAGGACCACGACAUCCCAGCGUUCCACAGAGGACCACGACAUCCCAGCGUUCCACAGAGGACCACGACAUCCCAGCGUUCCACAGAGGACCACGACAUCCCAGCGUUCCACAGAGGACCACGACAUCCCAGCGUUCCUCAGAGGACCACGACAUCCCAGCGUUCCACAGAGGACCACGACAUCCCAGCGUUCCACAGAGGACCACGACAUCCCAGCGUUCCACAGAGGACCACGACAUCCCAGCGUUCCACAGAGGACCACGACAUCCCAGCGUUCCACAGAGGACCACGACAUCCCAGCGUUCCACAGAGGACCACGACAUCCCAGCUCUACACUCUCCAUCGGCCCUUUGGGCGGACCCAGGGGUGGUCCAGGGGUGGUCCAGAGGCGGUCCAGAGGCGGUCCAGAGGCGGUCCAGAGGCGGUCCAGAGGCGGUCCAGAGGCGGUCCAGAGGCGGUCCAGAGGCGGUCCAGAGGCGGUCCAGAGGCGGUCCAGAGGCGGUCCAGAGGCGGUCCAGAGGCGGACUAGUCUUUGGGCCAGACCUCGGGCUACACCAUAAUAACAGCACUCAGAGCCGUGGGGGUUUAUCAAGGCCACACUAA
Molecule: messenger RNA, 4791 nt
Organism: Knipowitschia caucasica
Lineage: Eukaryota; Metazoa; Chordata; Actinopteri; Gobiiformes; Gobiidae
Source: the annotation of a GenBank genome assembly